This is a messenger RNA of Thlaspi arvense, 681 nucleotides long. NCBI's taxonomy places the organism in Eukaryota, Viridiplantae, Streptophyta, Magnoliopsida, Brassicales, Brassicaceae. The record is from the annotation of a GenBank genome assembly.
AUGGAUCCCGAGGUAGCAUCUCACACGGUGCAGCCAAUCUCCGGCACUCCUAAGCGCAUCGAAUAUGAUAGUGUCGCCGAAAUCAUCGACGGUAAGAUUUAUGUAAUCAAUUCAGAGGGAGUCAUGGUGUUUGAUACAGAAACUCAAAAGUGGGAUCCUGCGAUGAAAAAGCCAGACGUGGAGCUAGGCCACAUUUGGAUAAAUAAUUCUGUGGUGAUAAAGGAUAGGAUUUACAUGAGAGGUGAUGUUAAUAGCUUUGUGUAUGAGCCAAAGGAAAAUAAAUGGGAAUUGGAUGAGAUGUUGAAUUCUAGAAACUGGUGGGGUGCGUGUGUCGUCGACGAUGUAUUGUAUUAUUACGAUACAAUCUUGAACGAGUUGAGAGCGUAUGAUCCAAAGCAGAGGUGCUGGAGAGAGGUGAGAGGUGUAGAAGAAUUGUUGAGUAAGACGGCCGAUUCAUGGGGGUCGGAGACGGUGAGUUUCAGUGGGAAAUUGGCUCUCUUCUUUCAUAAAGAUCAUGCUCCGAAGCCGAAGGUAACAAACGAUGUUUGGUUUGCGGAGAUUGCUUUGGAAAGAGGUCAAGGAGGAGAGAUUUGGGGUAAGGUGGAACGGUGUGAUGUUAUGUUUAAUGAUGGUGAUGGGAGACUUUGUAUCGUGGACAAGUGUUUAGCUGUUAGUGUUUGA